Molecule: messenger RNA, 1306 nt
Organism: Sarcophilus harrisii (Tasmanian devil)
Lineage: Eukaryota; Metazoa; Chordata; Mammalia; Dasyuromorphia; Dasyuridae
Gene: FHL5
Product: four and a half LIM domains 5
Exons: 9
Coding region: 245-1153 (302 amino acids)
Biological process (GO): positive regulation of transcription by RNA polymerase II
Cellular component (GO): nucleus; Z disc
Molecular function (GO): transcription coactivator activity
Source: RefSeq, a predicted model, not a curated record
ACAUCUGUCUCCAGCUAGGUAUAUAAGUUUCCUUGGUUAUCAUCCACUUAGGAAACAUUCAAACCACUCUGAAUGGAAGCCAACAAGAGUAAUGAAGACUGAUAUCUGAGCUGAAGUUGGAGGAUACCCUCAAACAUCCCUGGCAGCCUGAUCUGCUUCUUUUGGAUUCAAUGUUAUUUUGAUUGAUGGCGGAAUUAAAAACUCAAGUUAUUUUUAAAAGAGGAAAACAGCCUUCUCUGUUAGUAUGAUAAAUACAGAUGCAGAACCAAAAGUCAAUAUUCCAAAGGCGGCAGCAUCUCAGAACAAGAAAAAGGACCUGGGGACAUCUAAUUCAACACACUUAUUUUACAGAAUCAUCUCCAAAAUGACAAAUAAUCAAACUGAGUGUCGACACUGCAUGAAAUUACUUUAUGGAAAGAAGUAUACACUAAAGGACAAUGAUGCUUACUGCAUCCCGUGUUAUGAUCAGCUCUUUUCUAACACCUGUGAAGCAUGCAAGCAGACCAUAGGGUGUGAUUCAAAGGAUCUUUCCUACAAAGACCGACAUUGGCAUGAAGAGUGCUUCAACUGUGCCAAGUGUAAUAACUCUUUGGUGGAAAAACCUUUUGCUGCCAAGGAUGAAACCUUGCUGUGUACUGAGUGUUAUUCUAAUGAGUAUUCCUCCAAGUGCUUCCAAUGUAAGAAGAACAUUUUGCCUGGCUCCCGUAAAAUGGAAUUCAAGGGAAAUGUAUGGCAUGAAACUUGUUUCGUUUGUCAGUCUUGCCAAAAACCUAUAGGAACAGACCCUUUAAUCUCCAGAGAGAGUAAAAACUACUGUGUGCCCUGUUUUGAGAAGCAGUUUGCUCCACGCUGCAGUGGUUGCCAGAAGGUGAUAACUACUGGAGGAAUGACUUACCGUGAUGAGCCCUGGCACAAGGAAUGCUUUCUGUGUACUGGAUGCAAUAAACAGCUAUUUGGAGAAAGUUUCGUUUCCAAAGAUGAUCAUCCAUAUUGCCAAGAUUGCUUUGCCAGCCUCUAUGCCCAGAGAUGUGAAGGCUGCACCAAACCCAUUACUGAAACCUCUGAGCUCUCGGAAGCCCCCAGUACAUCUCAUUCCAGGAACGACAAUGGCACAGCGACUGCUUCAAAUGUGGAAAAUGCAAUGCCUCGUUAGUGGGCCAAGGCUUCCUGACUCAUCAGGAAGCCAUUCUCUGCAGGGAAUGUGGUUCCAACACAGAAUCUGAGAUCUGAGUGGCGCAACUUACCUUUCACUUGUGUUUCUUGAGGGUUUCUCGUUCACUAAAUUUAGAACUCACUCAAAGUCAAA